Molecule: messenger RNA, 411 nt
Organism: Loxodonta africana (African savanna elephant)
Lineage: Eukaryota; Metazoa; Chordata; Mammalia; Proboscidea; Elephantidae
Gene: PATE3
Product: prostate and testis expressed 3
Exons: 4
Coding region: 1-411 (136 amino acids)
Source: RefSeq, a predicted model, not a curated record
AUGGUUGUCAGCCCCCUGCCUCGUUCAGAGCUUGAUGUCCUGCUGCAACCAGAUACCAGUACCUACGCCAAUCACCCCUGCCUCUCUAAGACUUUCCGUCAGGUUGGCCGGGCCAGCAUUAACAACACCAUUUUAGAGUUAGAGAAAUCAAAUGACAUGGAGGCAGACACAUCACUGAAGUGUUUAACGUGCCAUCUUCACAUAAAAGCAGACCGCUGUAGAAGAGGUUUUGGUGUCUGUACUGCUCAGGAGGAUGAGAUGUGCAUGAGUUUAAAGAUCUACAAGGAUAACGAGCUCCAGCUAGCAUAUAUGGAGUGUCAGAAAUUCUGCAAAGCCCAACAAGUUAAACGCAAUGGUCGGACUUAUGUGCAUAGUUGCUGUACCAACAACUAUUGUAACAGCAAAAUCUAG